Messenger RNA from Aspergillus fischeri NRRL 181, 279 nucleotides. Its product is annotated as ankyrin repeat domain-containing protein. The record is from RefSeq and is a predicted model, not a curated record. The coding region runs from base 1 to 279 and encodes 92 amino acids. NCBI's taxonomy places the organism in Eukaryota, Fungi, Ascomycota, Eurotiomycetes, Eurotiales, Aspergillaceae. The transcript has 2 exons. Gene Ontology annotation, molecular function: protein binding.
AUGGCAGAGUGGGUUAACACCUACAAUUACGAUGGAUACCAGCCACUCCUUUUAGCGGUACGGAGAGGAGACUCGUCCAUGGUCAAGCUACUUCUCAGCCACAAGGAUAUCGACGUCAAUAAGAGAGAUAUUAAUGCCAAGGACGAAUGGGGAACGACUCCGCUCUGGUGGGCGACCAAGAGCGGCCAUUGCUCGGUAGUUAAACGGCUUCUGGCGGAGAGCACUCUGGAUCUCAACGGUUUCGUCGAGCUCCUAUCACCCCUUCAUCCUUGCCGUUGA